Messenger RNA from Momordica charantia (bitter melon), 1575 nucleotides. RefSeq names its product IAA-amino acid hydrolase ILR1-like 7. Gene Ontology annotation, molecular function: IAA-Ala conjugate hydrolase activity. NCBI's taxonomy places the organism in Eukaryota, Viridiplantae, Streptophyta, Magnoliopsida, Cucurbitales, Cucurbitaceae. The record is from RefSeq and is a predicted model, not a curated record. Gene Ontology annotation, cellular component: endoplasmic reticulum. Gene Ontology annotation, biological process: auxin metabolic process.
UAAACGGUCCAACUACAAGUUUGAACUCUCUUGAAAAUUGAAAUAAAGGGCAAAAAAAAAAGUUGGAAUUUCGUUCGUGAGUUCCUCGUCAUCGUCUUGAGCGAAAUCGUUAGGAAUUUUAUCGCAGGAAGAUCCGGUGAUCCUCUCCCAUGGAACGGAUGCUUUUGUGGGCAGUAAUUUUCAUAUUCCCAAUCUGUGUAUCAUGUGGUCAGGAAAUCGGAUCGCCAUUGGAGCUGAGUCAUCUAACUCGGCAGCUUUUGGAGUCGGCGAAGAAUCCCGAGUUUUUCGACUGGUUGGUUAGGACUCGGAGGAAACUGCACGAGAAUCCAGAGCUCUCGUUCGAGGAAUACGAAACGAGUCGACUCGUUCGAGCAGAGCUCGACUCUCUUGGGAUUAACUACACGUGGCCCGUCGCUAAGACCGGGAUUGUCGCCUCCAUUGGAUCAGGCGCGCACCCAUGGUUCGCUCUUAGGGCUGAUAUGGACGCUCUUCCUAUUCAGGAAAUGGUUGAAUGGGAGCAUAAGAGCAAGAACAGCGGCAAAAUGCACGCUUGUGGCCAUGAUGUUCAUGUGACAAUGCUUCUUGGAGCUGCGAAGUUACUUCAGCAGAGAAGAAAUGAGCUAAAGGGCACAGUGAAGCUUGUUUUCCAACCUGGGGAAGAGGGUCGUGCUGGGGCUUACCACAUGCUGCAAGAGGGUGCUCUGGACAACUUCCAAGGCAUAUUUGGGUUACAUGUCUCUCCAGAUAUGCCAACAGGAACAGUGGGUUCAAGAGCUGGUCCAGUUAUGGCUGCUAGUGGUAGGUUUUUGGCCAAAAUUCAUGGAGUUGGUGGACAUGCUGCAAUGCCUCAUAUAGCAAGAGAUCCAGUUCUUGCUAUGUCCACUGCUAUCAUCGCGCUCCAACACAUAAUUUCUCGAGAAACAGAUCCUCUUGAAGCCAGGGUGAUCACUGUGGGGUUUGUUCAGGGUGGCCAAGCAGACAAUGUGAUACCGGAAACCGUAACAUUUGGAGGUACUUUUCGAAGCAUGACUGUGGAAGGUCUUUCCUACCUCCAGAAAAGAAUUCAACAGGUCAUAGAGUUCCAAGCAGCUGUGCAUCAGUGUACUGCAUCCAUAGACUUCAUGGAAGAUGUAUCAAGGUUCUACCCAGCUACUGUCAACGACGAAGCAUUGUACAGCCAUGUGAAGAGGGUGGGAGAAAAUUUGCUAGGAGAAUCAAAUGUGCAUCAUAUUUCCAUGGCUAUGGCAGCUGAGGACUUCAGCUUCUACUCUCAGGAGAUGCCUGCUGCAUUUUUCAUGAUCGGAGCGAAGAACAAAACGAUCAAUUCUGGGAUACCGUUGCACUCGCCAUACCUCGUCCUAGACGAGCAAGUUCUUCCUGUUGGAGCUUCCCUUCAUGCUGCGGUUGCGAUUUCAUACUUAACUUCAGACAAAUUUAUGGGGGGCUUUGACAAGAGCAAUAGUCUUGAAGACGAAUUUAGAUUCUUCGCCUGACAUUUGGAUUUGCUAAAAAUAAAUGAUAAGGCUCUGUGGAGGGUUAAUUACAUGAUAGAAGAAAAUGCAUUGUUCUUAUGCA